Pelagomonas calceolata is the source of this 948-nucleotide messenger RNA. The record is from the annotation of a GenBank genome assembly. Lineage: Eukaryota; Pelagophyceae; Pelagomonadales; Pelagomonadaceae.
GGCUGAAGUUGCCAGUCUUGGCUUGAAGUGGCUGCCAUAGCAGCAGAUUGUCCACUGCGCGAUACAACUGCACCGUCUUGCCGCAACAGGAGUGUUUCGCUCCCAAAGAAAGGCGUAAACCAGCCUAGCACUUACCACAGCGCUGCUUCACUCACAAGCAGUGCAAACAACCAGCGCCGCCGAGCGCUGCCAGGAACCCACUCUGCAGCGCGGAGCCACACGAUGCCGCCGCGCCGUAGCAGCCUCCUCCAGGCAGCACUGUUCGUCGCGAGCGCCGCGCCAGCGCGCGCGCGCAUCGGCCCGCCGCCCCUGGUCCCCGGCCGCAAGCUGCACGCGCGCGCGUCGCGGCGGCAGCUCGUCCUCGCGUCCAUCACGCCGCCGCAAGCCCAACUCGCGGCGCGCCCGAGCGGCGACGAGCUGCUGGACACCGCGCUCCAGGGGCUGAAGUACUUCUCGUGGGCCCUCGACGUGGCGAUCUUCGCCCCGUUCCUCGCGCAACUGCCCGUCAUCGGCAACCUCCUGGCCCUCGAACCCAUCCGCAUGGUCCUGACGCCCGUCGAGCUCGUGAUGCAGCCGUAUUUUGCCGCGUGGCGGUCGCUGAUCCCGAUCCACCGGCCCAUCGACCUGUCAUUACUUCCGGCGUUCUACGCGCCGGCGCUCGCGCGGCGAGAGCUCAUGAAGAAAAAGUUCAAAAAGUUAAGGGCGGCGCACGAGGCGCAACUGGCCCUGCAAGCGGCGGAGCAGGACCAACAGAAGCAGAUCGCCGGCGGCGGCGUGCCCAAGGGCGCGAAGGCCGCCGUCGCGGCGAUGGGCGGCGCCGCGGUCUUCACCGGUUUGGCAUUGGCGGCGUCGAAGGCUCGGGCAAGUAGCAGCUUCGGGGAGGGUGGCGUGGCGGGGCUGGACGACAUCGCGGAGCCCGUCGCCGAGUAAACUUCAAGUAUCACUUAA